GCGUGAAGUUUACCGCUUAAUUGUCGUGCGUUGUUGUUAGUGGCGGACGGGAUCGAGUCGGCUCCCACUCGCUCGUGUCCCUCGAGACCGUGCGAGAGCGAGCCGCGCCAGAGGUUGAGAGAUCUACGCACAUCGCAUAUCCCCAAGUGAUUUCCUCGCGACGAGACAGGUCUCCGCGGACAUGCCCACGCUGAUGCAACCGUCUGACAUCACACUGGUGAGCGACGAGAGCGACAAGACAGACGUCGAAUUCAUAUCGAUGCAUCAUCAGGAGCAACUGCAUCAUCAGGAUGCUACGCAGAAUCGGGAACGCAGCAAGCUAUUGUUGCGUAAGCUAAACCAGACCCAUGAGCGCGAAUGCAGUAAGGAGCGCGAACAGGAGCGCGAGAGGCUGCACCAGUUGCAGUCGAUCAACAAUCUGCUGCUUGAUCUACCACAGCCACCGUCGCCGUCGCAUCUUCCGAAUUUCUCGCAGGAUACCUUCUCUUCCUCCCAAUCAGACAAGAACAUGAGUACCGAUGGUGAUAGUUCAAUUUCAGAUAUGUUCGGUCUGGGCUUGCCCCGGGGUUCUCUGAUGGGAAACCAAUCGACGAUUGGUUCUUCGAGUUAUCGUAAUUAUCAAUACGGUAGUUAUGACCAAACGCAGGGAUCUUCUUUACAACAACAUGAGUAUCAUCGCAAUCACGGCUUCUGCUCAAGUACCUCAGGCCUGGAUAUUCCGAGCUCACCGAAUUCAAUGACCACUCCCGGCAGCCCGAGCACACCUAGCAGCUUCACCUCGGAUCCUUACAGCUACUCGUCCACUGCCAGUAACAGUACAAACACACCGUCCUCACCAACUAGUCGACCAUCCUUUCAAUAUCCGGGUUCUUCAUCAUCGCCCACCGAUUCGUCAUACUUUGGCCGUCCUAUACGAGGCUGUUCUACACCAUACAGUGGCAUUAGUGAUUGUGGCAGCCCAACAUUGGAAUUCUCACAUUUUUUGGGAUGUAACGGCUCGCGUUCCAACUCACCAGCAGACUCGGAAACAAGUGGUAUUGGUAGCGCGGAUGGUUCUUUAUCUGAUAUAAUAAUGAAUUGUUUGUCGCUGAAUUCCUCGUCGAAUUCUUGCUUCCCGCCGUCCCUGGAUUCUAUUAUAUCGAAGACAAACGCGUGUCCGAGCAAUAGAACGGCGUUUGAGCGUAUGGCUGUAAAAAAAUACUUGUCGUCAUUACAACAGAACUCAACAGGCUCGCAUUAUUAUCAGCAUCAUCACGGACUCGGGCAAAAUCGCAGCAAUUUUCUUAAUUCUCUCUUGAAUCAUGAGAAAAAUUGUUGCACCGGUCUUGGAAACGCCGCGCGCAGAUUGCCCCAGCCAGUGUCGCUUGAUCGGGUAGCGAGAUCCCACCGAAAUGCCGCUGCACAUUGUUAUCCAACAUGUACAUGGAGCGGUUUUUUGCCUCAAAGUAUUGAGGAGCCAGUUGCUUACUCUCCCAAAGUUUUUCUGGGAGGAGUACCAUGGGAUGUUACAGAAGCUAUCUUAAUUUCUACAUUUAAACAAUUUGGGCCGGUUCGCGUGGAAUGGCCCGCAAAAGCGCCAUCCGCUCAGCCAAAAGGAUAUGCUUAUAUUAUAUUUGAAUCAGAGAAACAGGUCAGGGCAAUGCUGUCUUGCUGCACCCACGAUAUUACUAAUGGAAAGAGAUGGUAUUAUAAAAUUAUAUCAAAGCGAUCAAAGCCGAAGGAUGUACAAGUGAUUCCAUGGAUUCUCGAGAAUAGCAACUACAUCAAAUCUUCAUCGCAAAGACUCGAUGCACACAAAACGGUAUUUGUUGGCGCGCUACACGGAAUGCUAACGGCCGCAGGAUUGGCGAAAGUCAUGGAUGAUCUUUUCCAUGGAGUUAUUUAUGCAGGUAUUGACACGGAUAAGUAUAAAUAUCCAAUAGGAUCCGGCCGUGUUACAUUCAGUACAAAACAAUCGUACUUCAAAGCGAUCACCGCUUCAUUUAUAGAAAUUAAGACUGACAAAUUUACAAAAAAGGUACAAGUGGACCCGUACAUCGAAGAAUCGAUAUGUUCCGUAUGCGUUGUACAACAAGGACAUUAUUUCUGCCGCGAUGUGGCAUGCUUCCGAUAUUUCUGUCGCAGCUGCUGGCAGUGGCAACACUCCGUGGACUCGAUGUCACAUCACACACCUCUGACGCGGAACUCGAAGACGAAUCAAGUGAUAGGAUUGAGUCCAAAUUUCGGAAUGAACAACUGUUCUCGUAUUAUGUCAAAUGCGACGAUAAUCUAAAGGAGGCGACAUAUGGAAAGAUCUUGUACGCGUGGCUGGUAAAAUUGCUUUUUAUUCCCACGCCUGUCGUCUUCCUCUCCUGUUUUUUGUUCCUUUUUGACUAUACCGGUUAAACCGACGUUGCGCCGCCUGAUCUAGGAAUAAACAUCAGGUAACAGGGUGCAGACUUUGUUUUUAUCGCGUAGCCGCGGACAGCUUAGGACUAGUCCGACGAUACGGGGACACGCCGAUUCACACCGCCGAUUGAGCUUGCGAACGCGCAACGAUUGGUUCAUUAUCGUUACCGUGCGAAAGGACAAGAUAACAAUAUUGAAAAAUCGUGUUUGUUCCAAAAAAGUUCCUAUUGCGAACGCAGUUUUCACUACGUUCGAGAAAAAACGAUAUAUUUUUAUUUAGUAUGUUCACUUAGAGAGACAGGUUCUCUUAUCGAUUUUUUUUUAUUGCUAAAUAAUACUACUAUCGUGCCAAAACAGUAGAUACUAGAUUAUGGCCGUGAUCUUGCAUUAGGAAUACGCACAUAUACACAUAUGUGUAUACAUAAUUUUUUUCAUUAAAAGUCGUGAGAAUAAUGUGGCUUUCACAAUGACAAUAAUUUUUUAUGCGAGACGAUAGGGCUCCGUAGGCAAGUUUGAGCUGGGCUCAGUGAGAAAACGAUACACGUAAUUCUCAGGAAACCUAUGAUAGCAUUAUCAUCAUGCGCUUAUCGUGUUUAAAAGUAUUACGCUUAAUUAUGUAUUGUUACAAUAAUGCGAAGAGAUUAUUCUGAAGUAGUGAGAUAAUAAUUAUGCGAUAAUUAUUUGUCAUUAUUACAUUAAACGCGUGAUCCGAUAUAGCAAUGUGAUAUAACGGGAGACUUACCAGAUAUACCGUAUAACUCGCUAAUUGUUCUUCCAUUAUAUGAUACUUUGUCAAUGACGUUAAAUAUUGUUAAUUUUACGUUAGAUUACAAUGUAUCUCUAUACUCGUUUGCGAUAUAACGUAAGUGCGUUAUUGAUCGCAAUCGACUGGAUUUUUUUGUAUUAGUCGAAGCGAGCGGCUGUCACAUGUAUUUCGCUCACAUGGACUGUUUAACGGUUGACGAAAUGGAGAAAGUACAUGGUCUACGAUUCUGGCGCGGAUUGUAGGGGAAUUGAGUCGUUUUUAUUUUUUUUCCUUUUUUUCUUACUAUGUACAAUUGUGUUGCACCUCUUCUUUGAAUAAGGUUCAAUCAUUCACGCUCGCGUUUCUCCCGUUUUGAUACAAUUUUGUUGAAUUAAAAAACAAGAUUUUUGCAGAUA
Monomorium pharaonis (pharaoh ant) is the source of this 3549-nucleotide messenger RNA. RefSeq names its product cytoplasmic polyadenylation element-binding protein 1 (gene orb). Gene Ontology annotation, biological process: negative regulation of cytoplasmic translation. The coding region runs from base 182 to 2272 and encodes 696 amino acids. Gene Ontology annotation, cellular component: cytoplasm; synapse; neuron projection. Gene Ontology annotation, molecular function: translation factor activity, RNA binding; ribosome binding; mRNA 3'-UTR binding. Lineage: Eukaryota; Metazoa; Arthropoda; Insecta; Hymenoptera; Formicidae. The record is from RefSeq and is a predicted model, not a curated record. The transcript is spliced from 12 exons.